AUGGGGAAGGACUCCAACUCCAACCCAAGAGGAGGAGAGGAGACUGAGUUCAGCUCACUGGGGAACUUGGCUGCAGAGGGCAGGCGCACAGGAGUGUGGCUGGGGAGCCCUGGGUACCAGGCCCAGGACUGGCUGACGCGCUACGGCUACCUGCCGGCCCCGGACCCCGGCCAGGCCCAGCUGCGCAGCGCCGCCCGGCUGCGCGACGCCCUGAAGCUCAUGCAGAGGUUCGCGGGGCUGCCGGAGACCGGCUCGCUGGACCCAGAGACCAUAGCUGCCAUGCAGAAGCCUCGCUGCUCGCUGCCCGACGUGCUGGGGUCUGCGGGGCUGGUGAGACGCCGCCGCCGCUAUGCCCUCAGCGGGAGCAUGUGGAAGAAGCGGGCCCUGACCUGGAGGGUGCAGUCCUUCCCGCAGAGCUCGGGCCUGAGUGCGAACGCUGUGCGCUACCUCAUGAAAAACGCCCUGGACGUCUGGGGCGUUGAGUGCAGCCUCACGUUCCAGGAGGUCACUUCCCAGGAGCCCGACAUCCUCAUCCACUUCGCCCGGGCCUACCACCAGGACAGCUAUCCCUUUGACGGGCAGGGUGGCACACUGGCCCACGCCUUCUUCCCUGGGGAGCACCCCAUUUCUGGGGACACCCACUUCGACGAUGAGGAGACCUGGACUUUUGGAUCAAAAGACGAUGAUGGAAUCGACCUGUUUGCCGUGGCGGUCCACGAGUUCGGCCAUGCCCUGGGCCUGGGCCAUUCCUCCGCACCCAACUCCAUUAUGAGGCCUUUCUAUCAGGGCCCGGUGGGCGACCCCGAGAAGUACCGCCUGUCCCAAGAUGACCGCGACGGCCUGGCGCAGCUCUAUGGGAGAGCAUCGAACACCCCCUAUGACAGGCCCACCAGGAAGCCCCUGGGGCCCCCAGACCCGCCCCCGGCCCCGCCCCCCGACAGCCCCUCCACACCCGUUCCCGAUCGCUGUGAAGGCAAUUUCGACGCCAUUGCCAACAUCCGUGGGGAGAUCUUCUUCUUCAAAGGCCCCUGGUUCUGGCGCCUGCAGCCGUCGGGACAGCUGGUGUCGCCCCGGCCGGCGCGGCUGCACCGCUUCUGGGAGGGGCUGCCGGCCCACCCCCUCCUGGCCCCUGCAGACCUGGGGGUGCCCACCCAGUGA
Messenger RNA from Dipodomys ordii (Ord's kangaroo rat), 1158 nucleotides. It is a transcript of the gene Mmp25, whose product is annotated as matrix metallopeptidase 25. Gene Ontology annotation, molecular function: zinc ion binding; metalloendopeptidase activity. The transcript has 9 exons. Lineage: Eukaryota; Metazoa; Chordata; Mammalia; Rodentia; Heteromyidae. Bases 1 to 1158 code for a protein of 385 amino acids. Gene Ontology annotation, biological process: proteolysis; collagen catabolic process; extracellular matrix organization. The record is from RefSeq and is a predicted model, not a curated record. Gene Ontology annotation, cellular component: extracellular matrix.